AUGGUGGGCUUAGAGUCAGACUAUCUGGCAUCACCCAACCACGAGAUUGUGCAUCGUCUUGAGCGCAUGCUUGCAAACCUGCCCAAUUCGAUCUGGCUCAAGCAGACUGGAUCCAAUUCCUUUUCGGCCGGGGUUCAUGGAACCUCGUCUACCAAUCCCAAAGUUUGCCAUUCCGGCAGUCUCGUUGGGGGCACUUUUGUGCCAGCCUUCCAGACUGGGCUGCCAUCCACACGACCAGUGGGGGAGCAGCACCACCUCACCCCGGUUUAUCACCACCAUCACUCCAUCAGCCCACCUCAUCAGCAUCACUAUCGCCAACAGCCUCAAUUGCAUCAACAUCGCGCUUAUCCGGUUAGUACGUUGAUGCCAUCGGCGGCUGUAGCAACGGGAGGCGUCGGAGCGACUACCUUCGGCCGAAUGGCUUCGGUGAGCAGUCCAAACGGAGCCGGUGACCCUGGCAACCUAGCACAACAGACACACACACCUGGCUAUCAAGGUGGGCGAAGGCGUAUGAAUGAUAUGUGCGUGCUGUGUGAUUCAUAA
Messenger RNA from Protopolystoma xenopodis, 543 nucleotides. Lineage: Eukaryota; Metazoa; Platyhelminthes; Monogenea; Polystomatidea; Polystomatidae. The record is from the annotation of a GenBank genome assembly.